CGGCGGUGCAGUUCCCACGACAGUUCGGAGUUUGAAACCUGUAUUAUCGACACAGAAGCUGAGAAGAAAAUGUACCACUGUAACAACUCCAUUUGUUAUCUUUUAUGAAUAAAGGUGUUGCCGCGAGAGCUUUUUCCUGUAAGUAAGUCCCACUUCUGUCUUUUGGUUGAAUUGUUGACCGUUAACGUAUGGCGUUGGUCUAAGAUAAACGUUAUCGCCAGUGUUAGCGGAGCGCUGUACGUGUUUGUUGUUUUGAAUAAAUAGAUAAUAGAUAUGUUUAUUUGUUAAACAUGAUAUCUGAACUCCACAGGUGUCAACAUGAAGUGUUUAAAGGCGGAGGAGUACAUCAGAAGGACUUCCUCUGUGAAGGACGCGAAGCUUUUAUUUCAGGAACUAGAGGUCAGCAUCAUCAUCAUCACUAUUACAUGGGACCAGAUUAGACCCAGACAUUUUCACAGUUUUAGCCAAAAUAUAGUAUUUUGAUUUAUAUCCCACAGCAUUAAGGACAUAUUUAAAUUUCAGAAAAACUUAUUUUCCCGUCUCAGGCAUUGGUUUUCAUUUAUUAUUUGUCCUUAUUUCAAGUUGUGGUCACUGUUUUUCUUCAACCCCGUUAUGGACAAUACGUAAGCUCUCUGAGUAUGAUCAAAAAUAUAUAGUUCCAAAGAAAGCAAAGGUAUUUUUAUAUCAGUCAGGUGUCCCCCACACUAUUUCAAUAAUUUCAUACAAAAAUGACCCAAAAGCUUAAACACUUAAACAUUUUUGCUGCCCUUAAGCCUUACAUGUACCUAUGUGUAAAAGCACUGUUGUGUUUUUUUUAAUCAAAAACUUACUUUUACUGAAAAAUUGUAUUUAAAAUCCAUGAUCUUAAGAUAUAUACACACACACACACACACACACACACACACACACACACAUAUAUAUAUAUAUAUAUAUAUACACACACACACAUAUAUAUAUAUAUACACACACACACACUGUGGGACAUAAAAGAAAUUUAGAGUACAAACCUUUAUUUUUACCCUAGAAUCAAGUUACACACAAAUAUACACAAACAGAAUUUCAAACCCAAACUAAUGAAUUUACUUAACACAGAGCGUCUAACUUAUCUCGUAGUUUGUAAAUGAUUUUGUUCUUAUUUUGUAGGAGUUUGUGAAGAGUCAUCCUGGCAUUCAGGGCCGCACACUUUGUGACAGGGUGAUCAGAGCCUGUAAUCAUCACCUUGGGACUGGGUCUCUGGACUUUGACCAUCUUAGUCAGUUGGUUAAGCUGGUGGAGCUUGCCCUCCAUGGAUAUGAUGCUUUUGCAGCCCUUAUUGCCCAGAGCAGUCCUCUGUACAUGGAAAAGAUCAUUUUCCACAUUGUUAAGAAACUAAGCUCACUUGGAGCUCACAGCCUAUGCAGCCAUGUAGCUGGGUUGCUUUUCACAAGGCUAACCCCAGCCCAACAGGUGAGUAUCUUCUUCUAAUCUACAGAAUGUAUUUAAAAUGUCUUGCAUAUUUAACCAACAGCACUAACAAAACUAUCACUAUUGCAUGGCCAACAGGGUGAGGACUACUGUGUCCUUGUGCGGAGCUGCUUCUCAGUUCUCUGGAAUGGACUUUCUGCAUCUAAAGAGAGUAAAAUCGAGAAUCCCCGUGACAGGUUCCACUGCCAGAUACAAGCUCUGAGCUUCCUUCUGCUGCUGGACACGGACAGCUCUAUCCCUUCUCUCUCCAAAGCUCCCAUUUACACAGAGGAUGCCAUCAAUGAAUAUGAGAGCAGCUGCAGAGGGAUAUCCACGGAUGAUGCUUCUUUUCUUCUGCAGGAAAUGAACACACUUUUUAGCAGCUGUUGGACUAGUGGUCAAAGCUGUGAUGGGGACAGGUCUAAGCAGUCUGCUGUAACAUCAAGUUCAUAUGUGCUCUCAGAAAUGGUGCUGGUAAUAGUUAAGCUGCUUUGUAAAACUUGCCAUCAUGGUCCGGCCUUCACCUUCUUGAAUGACAUUGAGAGCAAGUUUAUGGACCAUGCUGACUGUCAACAUACAGCUAUAAUGCUUGGGAAAUGGGCUGUCAAAUUUCAUUCCACAGUGAAAGCUGGUGGGGAGAGCAGCCAGGCUUUAAAGGAGUGUGCAAGGGCAUUAAGGUCUCUGUCAGCUGACCUGGGGAAUCAAGAAGCUCAUUCAGUUCUGGAAGGAUGUGGACUAGUUAUGUGGGUUGUGGAAAGUGGCAACACCAAGGGAUUAAGUGGACCUGUGCUCCUGGCUUGGUUUUCAUUUCUUGAGGAGUACCAAGAGCAGAUAAUGAGGAUGUUAAAGAAGGUGAGAGCAGUUACUGACCAGCUGUGGAUAUCUGUGGAAGUGUCAGUCUUGGAAGUUAAAAUACCAGAUUAAUUUCAACCAAGGUUAGUUAUUUUCUCUGUGCUAGUAAGUGACUUGGCCUUUGCUCUAUUUACAGAACCCAAAAUGCCAGGCUGAAAGCAGCAGACUGCAACAUGCACUUUGUUUCAGUAUCUACCAGGGUUUUGUAUUUGCUUACGAGAGCAUGCUGGCUUCACAGGUGAGGCUGAUUCUGCAAUGUCCAGUUUUUAUGAUGCCGAUUAUUUCAUUAAGAAAUCAAAGACAGAAGUCAUACACAGUCCCAGCAUGUUUUCAGAGUUGUACUUGGUGGUUUCAUCUUACAGUGUUGUCUUUUUUUCCCCCAGCUGGAGGACAGUAGCACUAUGGACAGAGUGCUGCUGUACUGCCAAGCCACAGCUGGACUCAUGAUGACUGAGCUGCGUAAACUCUCUAGUGAAAACCUUCUCAUCAAAGCAGGUAAGGUUAAAAAUAUCAGCGGUGCAACAAUUUGGAUUAGCUUUUUGUUCUUCUAUCAUGACUUUUCUGUUUUUUUUUUUAUCACCAUGUAGUCAUCGCAGUAAGCAACUUAGCUUGUGGAUUGUACAACCAGCGUCUCUACAACCAGGCCUUCACGUUAGUUGAGAUCCUGUGUAGAAAUCUGAGCAAGAAUGUCCCUGCCUCUCUCUCAGUGGAUAGGGUAAGUUCUUAAAGUGUUAUCUGAUAAUGCAUCACAUGGUCUUAACUUUUUACACAUCAUGGCUGUCAGAACGGGCUUUGCAGUUGGUCUUCACUGGAUUACCUUACUUUUACUCGGAUGUUUUAAAAUAAUCUAAACCUUUAUUGAAUCUGUAGAAUAUUUGUCGUCAUAAUCUGUAUCAUGAUCAUACUUUCUAAUUGUCCAGUUGAGCCGACCCUUCAUGCUAGCUGUGCAGACCUCACGGCGAGCUGGACAACUAGAGCGAGCACUGGAUUGGGUGAUCCUGUGGCUGAAGGCACUGGGGGACAAAAUAACCACACACAUGGCUGAACCGGUCUCACUCUGGGUGAAAACCAAGAUUGAUGCAGCCCGAAACUCAGAAGAGGACAUCCGUCUGAGGUACAGGCUAACCGAUGAAGGGUCUUUCAUACAGCCUUUGUUGUUAUUCAUAACUUUGAGUUAGUGGUAGAACAAGACAACACAUGGGGUACACAUAACAAGAAAUAACACUGCUGGUUUGUUCCAUCCCUUCACAGGACUUUACAUGAUGGUUUUGGUCCUGAUGUCCCAGAUGAGCAAGUAAUGCUCUGCCUUUUGGAGGAAGAGCUGCGUGUGUACAAGGAGGUGGCAGGAGACACAGCCCAGGAGCGUUACAACACUCUGUGUGAUCUGUUGGACAUCUGCCAUGAGGGGAGCUCCCACACCCAUUUACGAGCUGUUUACCUCUGUGAAAUGGCCCAAGUUGUGUGCUACCAGGAUUUCAGUGAACUGACUGACUGGUAAGGAUUUUGGCAGGGACUGAUAUUGAUUUUCAGGGCUGAUACAUAGAUCAGUUUUCAGUAGUUUAUGGGAUUAAAAUGUAAUAUUCAGAAAUGUCGGCAGUCGAUAAAAUAAGUGAAAUUUGAAAGCCCCAUUGGUCUAAAUGAGGCAGCAGCCAACAGUUUUAAUGUUUCUUUCUGUCUUUUAAACUAUGCAGCACUGCAGUUGAUUUUACCCUUGAAGCUUUGCGUCUGCUUGAGGAAGAACAAGAGACUCCUGAAAACACUGAUAGACUGAAGGAUGACAAGGCCCAUGCUUCCCUUUGGCUCUAUAUCUGCACUCUAGAGAAGAAACUCCAGGAGGUUGUUGUCCUUUUUUUAAAGAUUCCUCGAUAAAUAAAAAGUGUCACUACAUUCAUCAUGAAAAAACGAACGAAUGAAAGCGACCAUACUAAAGGCAUUUUAAUGACAUGAACAACCUGUUGACCAAAUUUCUUGUAACUAAUGGUGUAUGUUAAUCUUUUAUUUUUCUUUUUUUCUAGGCCAUUGAAAGAGACAAAAAACAGCGAGAGUUGCGUGAGCAGACCCAAGGUCUAACCAACCCUGAAGUAACCAAUGAUUUUGAUUAUGAGGACAAGCAGAAGACACAAGACAGCUUACUGGUCUACGAAGGCCUGCAUUUUAAUCUGGCUGCAGAAAACAGUAGGAGUGAUUUGUUUUUAUUCCAACCAUCUCACCAUGUGUGAUGUGAUAACAAUAUCUAGAUAAGAAUAAUAACCUGUCAUCAUUUAUUGUGUCUAAGAGAGAUUAUAAAAUGUAAUGUUUUCUAUUUCCUUCAAAGAGUUGUGCAAGCCUUUGGAAAGAGCGCUGGAUAAAUGGUCUGCUCUCCUGCAGAGUAAAGUCCUGCCUUCUAUCAGGAACCCUAAACAGACCUGUAACUCCAUCGCUGUGACUGCAGCGCUCUUCAAACUCAUGGGAAAGGUAAUUCUCACCGAAUGUGUUCAAACUCAUCUGAUACCCAUACCUGGGGUGAAUGUAUCGGCCGAUACCCGAUACCGAUCCAAUACUACUGUUGAAUGAAUGAACUGUAUACCUUGCCCCGUGAGUGAAGGUAUCAGGCUAGACAUUAGUUUCGUUAAAAAUAAGGUAACAAAUUAACACAGAUAUAGAUUUACUUAAUAUCAUUUAUUUACAUAUAACAAAUUGCACAUUAGCACACAGCAAAAAGAAGUAAGACUUCCACGUAUUAAAAGAAAAAUUAAUAAUAAUAAAAAAAAGACCCUGAACGCUGGAUCGGCGUCAUUCAUCCAAUAUCUGAUAUCUGAUCCAAAAUCAGAUUGGUGCAUCCCUAAUUUUAGAUCCUUGCUAUUACGAGCGUUAAUGUGCAUGUUACAUAAUAGAUGUGGCCAAAAAUGCUGUGAUGACAGUUUUGAAAACAUGUCGCCCAUGGUGCAGUGCAAAGUAAAGGCAGUAGAUGGUGUAAAAGCCAAACCACAUGGUGCAGCAUGUCUCAGUCAAAAUCCUGUUGUGGACUCUGUACUGCAGUACGGUUCAUAUUGUGAGGCUGUAGGAAAUACCCAGGCAGGUCAAUUUCUCUUCAAGACCUAAUAAAUUUUGAGCUUCUACCAAAGAAGUUCUGGUUCCUCACAGUUCAUGAAGCAUAUAUAAGAGAAAUGAAGAGAUGUGCAUCAAAGCUGCAGUUAAAGACUUUGAAGAAUAAAAACUUUGAUUUCACGUUGUAUAGUGAAACAGACUGCAUUCCAGUUUAUAUGAAUUUUGUAUCAGAUAGAGACUUUAUCUGUGUAUUGAUUAAGCUCUGUUUCUCAUGUAGCCUCUGAAGGCACUGGAGGCCUACCAACUCUUGGUUGGACUUUCAUGUCAGCUUGCUGAUGGCCACACAUGUGCCAGCGCCCUCUGUCAGUCAGCUAGUAUUCUCCUGGAUAUCGGCACCCCUGAACUGGCUUUGGUAAUAUGUUUUUUUUUUUAUAUAAAUUAUUUGCAACAAACUUCAAUUUACUUUACCUUCUGUAUAUACUUCAAUUUAAUUUAAAUCUCCACUGAUUUUUAGGCUCAACUGGAGCAAGCAGACAAGUUUCUUACCUCUGACUCCACCCCUGAUGGACCGUCCUCUCUCUCCAUGAUGGCCAUUCUGUUGAAAGCUCAAUACUUCUACAACACAGGACAGGUGGAUAACUCGGCUUUUAACAGGAUAUCUCAUAAAUUUAUACACUUGUGUUUUCUUUUCUAAUGUAUUUGGGAUGGGUGAUUCUUUUCAGGUGGGCCUUGGAUUGCCCCAUCUGUGUGAGGUGCUUAAGGAAGUGAAUGAGCAGAGGCAGUCAAAGAGCUGGUACUUGCUGCGUGCUAGAGCGCUACAGACCUGCAGCUCCUAUCUGAGUUUGGACACAACUACACUGCCUCAAGCCCAGCGAAGCGACAUCACACAGCAUGGUUAGCUGACAAUUACUCUAUAAUGAUCUAACGUUGUUUUUUUUUUUUUAUUCCUGAGCUAGCAUUUUUGAGGACAUGGAGAUGAUGUUUCAACUGUAAAUGAAUGUGGGCUUGUUUAUAUCCCAGGUAUUAAAAGCCCAGAUGCUGCCCUAUAUGAGAGUCUGAAGCUUCUGUGCAGCCUGCUCGUGACUUUAGUGGGGAAAGGCCUGUACAGGACGAACAGCAGCAACUCUGACAACUCCCGCUUCAUUGACCAAGGUUUGUUUAAUUAUACCUAUACUGAUAAUGCUGAGUUGAUUUUUGUUUUUGUGCUGGCUGCCAUGUUGAGUCAUUCUCCCCUGGUCUGUGAGCAGGAGAUAACCUGGUCCUGAAGUGGCAGCUGCUCUCAGAGCUGUUGAAAUGCUCUGUGAAGAUGGUGGCUGUGAGGAGCCGAUGUGGGGCCGUCAAUGAUGCCAGGCUCCAGUGCCUGGAAGCUCUCAAACUGGCCACCAAGCUGCAAGCACUCAGCCAGUGAGUAAACACAUGAGAUACAGUGGGCUGAAAUUAGGGAUGUCCUGAUUUGAUAUUGAUAUCGGUCCAUUAUCAACAAAAAAAAAAAGAAUAUUGGAUUAUAUCGGCCAGCAUCUAAAAUCUCCGAUAUCAGCACUCCAAUACAAGCAGUCCAUUGCAGUCCAUGGCAGUAUUUCUGUUUAAGUCCGAAAAAGACGUUGCAGCUGAGUGCAAAACUUGUCAUGCGCAAGUUUGUGUCAAUAUCGGAUCAAUAUUGCAAUUACAAUAUCUGUAUUGUAUCGGAAGUAAAAAAGUUCUAUCAGGACACCCCUAGUUGAAAUUUACUAAAGUAGAGCAGGAGAACUGAUUAUACUGUGCUUUUUCUUAGGAAACUUGUACUGAAUGUAACAUAUAAGGAACUCACAGUGUGUUUACUGUACAUGUAUUUUCCAGCCCUCUUUUGUAUUUUAUUAUUUUAUCCGUUUUAUUUAUUUAUUUUUUACCGUAUCAUGCACCAAAAAUGUACCCAGCUUGCAUGGACUUUACAAAGACACUUAAAUCAGCACAGAUAAGGGCAACACCCCAAGGAGAGACAGAAAAAACUGAUUUACAUAUUUAAACAGUUUACCAUCGAUACCCUCUUUAAGUCCUACUAGUAGGCUCGUUCUUGGUGUCAUUCUAAUUUUCUUACAUUAAAAAGAGUCACUUAAUGAUAGAUAUUUUUCACUUUUUGCCAACACUGUACCUAAACUCUACAUUUCAGCAUUUUUUUUCAUUAAUUAUUUGAAUCUACUGAUGAAUAUGUGGCUACUAAGCAUAUUUUGUCCAUGUGUUUUUUGUUCUGUAGAUGCUCUGAGCUGCUGGUGAUGAAGGCUGAGUUGGAGUUGAUGCAAGGGGAGAGAGAGGAAUGUGCGUUUGAUUUAGACAAAGUCAGAAAUCUCCUCGAGCUUUGCACAGGUCAGUUGCUCGCACAGUAACACCAGCUUAUAAAAGUGCCAGACGUUGAUUUCAUACUAUUUCCUGGCUUUCAUUAAAUGUGUACUGUGACAGAUUGUCUACUUAUUAUUAUUUAUUUUUUUAAAUGCUCAUGUUCUCCCUCUCUCUCUCGCCACUCAGAUUUUUCUGAUCAGGUGAAAAGGUCAGAAGUGAAAAUCCAACCCAGGAAAGGUUGUCCAGCAAAGAAAUCUCAGUCUCCUCUUCCUCCCUUGGAUGAGGAUGAUGAUGAUAAGGGUAUCCUCAGCACCAGGUGGAUUUCAAAAGAACCUGUUGUGGGGGAUCUUACCAGCUCUCCAACCUUCAAAGCUCAACCUAUCCGCUGGCUCUCCUCCUUGGCACAUGAGACUGACUGUCAUUGCCACUGCUGUUCGGAGCCCUGUUUGAGCCGUGCCACAGCUCGCUGGGCAGCCACACGGGCGGAUCUGGUUCUCGCAUCAGACCCGAAUGGUGCUCGAGUCAGUUUGAAGCUUCAGUGGGCUGCAUUGACCCGUUGUAAGAGUGUCUCUUCCAAACUUGGAGAAAAAUUGGCAAAACUUUUCCCUCCCCGUGGCCCCAUGAAAGGUGUCUACAAACCCUCCCUGAUGCAGGAUUUAGUGGGUCGUGUGUAUCUUCGAAUGUCUCUAUCUGGGCUAGAACCCGGGUCAAACAAGAUCUGUGGUAUCUGGAAAAUACUGGAGUCUGGUUUAGCGUUUGUGGAAUCUACACCCUCUCCUGACCUUAGACCUGUUAGAGCAGGUCUACAGGCAACCAAAGCCAUCGUGUCAUUGGUUACCUUGGCUGCCAAAAAGGGCUGCAACCCAGAGGAGCUUUUCUCAAGUGUUUGGACUUGGAAUGCACCAAAAAUGGAGAAAGAGGUGAAAUCAGAGCACAAAGUGGUGCCUCCCUCAACAGCCAUUAAGAAGCCUAAAGAGUCCAUUAAACACCCAGAGAUCCCUGACAAAAAAACAGAGGUGAAGAAGAGUAGGGUUGUCAAGCCUAAGAUCCAAGUGACAAGCUCUUCUUCCAAAGGAAAAGGAUUGGUUCCCAUGACACCUGUGACAGUGAAGUCAAAACCCUCUGUUCGGGACCUCAGCUCUUUUGACUUCAACACAGUGGUCCCUACUUUGGCCUGUACUCCUGUUCAAAGAGUGAAAGCUCCUGCUUCAAUACAGAAAGCACCGAGGACUGCUCCAAAACUGCAGUUUCAAGUGUAUGAAGAGCUGUCUCCACCUCCAGCCCAGCCUGUGCCUGCUGCCCCGAGACGCACAAAGAAAUCACUUUUUAAGGUCAGUAUCUUUCAGAUAAACAGGCCUUACUGAUGGUAAUUUCCAUAAGAUCAGAGGCACUCAGAGGAUCAUUCAGUUUUAAAAGCCUUUUAUUUUUGUGGGAUCUUGGCGGAUCUUGAAUUUUCAUCAUCUGAAGUACAUUUUCACCCCACUGGCCCAGUUUCAGAAACUUAAACACAUCUGUGUGACUGAUGAAGGUUCUGGAGGAAAAAAGCUGAAGAUAACAGCCAAACACCAGGAUAUGGUGUCGCUUUUAAUGUAUAAAUUUAGAAUCACUCUCCACCUCUUAAUAUUUCUGAUGUGUUCAAUGCCUGGUAUCUUUCAGAGGUGCAGUUGCCAUGUUGCAGUUUCAUUGUAGUUUUAAGGUGUGGGGUUCUGUGGAUUGCCUGUCCGUAUAGCGUUUUUAUGUGCAACUAAUCUUGCUUAUAGUUUUUGUUCAUGUCUCUGAAAAAUGUCUUCUUUUUAUUAAUGUGGUGUUUAGGUGGAGUUCAGCGAUGAAAGCGACACAGAAACAAACACCCGGGCAGAGCCCAAAGAAAAAACUGAAGUUCCUAAAAGGCAGACCGCAGCAAAAAGAGCAGGAAGAGCACAAAGCAGUAAAACAUCUUCAGAUCCUCCUGCAGAGAAGGUCCAACCCAAGAGGCAGACCAGGGGUAAGAAGAGCUGUGUAGCAGCUCGGGUCACCUCCUCUGAAGAUGAGACUUCAACCUGCCUGCCUGUCCCAACAAGAAGAGGAAGACCCAGAAAGGAGCCAUCAAGGGCUGAGGCAGAUUCCCUGGAAGAGCCCGACAAAAUGAGGACCAUUGAUGAGGAAACUACAGAUGUUCUGGAUAUAAGCAUUGAGCAGCUCAGAACAUCAGACACUGAAGAGAAACCUGCUUUAAGUAAAGAUAUUGGUGAGUACCAUGGAGACUAGGGGUGGGACGAUAUUAUCACGAUGCUUGGGCUACAACAUAUUAUUAUGAUUUUUAACAUUUUUCAAUACAGUGAGUAUUGUGAUUCAUACAGUUUUUUUCAACUGUUAAGCUAAUUUAGCAUUUGUCUUUCCUUUAUGUUUGUCUUAUUUACGUUGUAUUUUAUUUUCAUGUAGCACAUCUACAAACCUCAUAUACACUACCGUUCAAAAGUUUGGGGUCACCCAAACAAUUUUGUGUUUUCCAUGAAAAGUCACACUUAUUCACCACCAUAUGUUGUGAAAUGAAUAGAAAAUAGAGUCAAGACAUUGACAAGGUUAGAAAUAAUGAUUUGGAUUUGAAAUAAAAAAAAAUUUCCAUCAAACUUUGCUUUCGUCAAAGAAUCCUCCAUUUGCAGCAAUUACAGCAUUGCAGACCUUUGGCAUUCUAGCUGUUAAUUUGUUGAGGCAAUCUGGAGAAAUUGCACCCCACGCUUCCAGAAGCAGCUCCCACAAGUUGGAUUGGUUGGAUGGGCACUUCUUGCGUACCAUACGGUCAAGCUGCUCCCACAACAGCUCAAUGGGGUUCAGAUCUGGUGACUGCGCUGGCCACUCCAUUACCGAUAGAAUACCAGCUGCCUGCUUCAGCUCUAAAUAGUUCUUGCACAAUUUGGAAGUGUGUUUAGGGUCAUUGUCCUGUUGUAGGAUGAAAUUGGCUCCAGUCAAGCGCUGUCCACUGGGUAUGGCAUGGCGUUGCAAAAUGGAGUGAUAGCCUUCCUUAUUCAGAAUCCCUUUUACCCUGUACAAAUCUCCCACCUUACCAGCACCAAAGCAACCCCAGACCAUCACAUUACCUCCACCAUGCUUAACAGAUGGCGUCAGGCAUUCUUCCAGCAUCUUUUCAUUUGUUCUGCGUCUCACAAACGUUCUUCUUUGUGAUCCAAACACCUCAAACUUGGAUUCAUCCGUCCACAACACUUUUUUCCAGUCUUCAUCUGUCCAAUGUCUGUGUUCUUUUGCCCGUCUUAAUCUUUUUCUUUUAUUGGCCAGUCUCAGAUAUGGCUUUUUCUUUGCCACUCUGCCCUGAAGCCCAGAAUCCCGCAGCCGCCUCUUCACUGUAGAUGUUGACACUGGUGUUUUGCGGGUACUAUUUAAUGAAGAUGCCAGUUGGGGACCUGUGAGGCGUCUGUUUCUCAAACUAGAGACUCUAAUGUACUUAUCUUCUUGCUCAGUUGUGCAACGCGGCCUCCCAUUUCUUUUUCUACUCUGGUUAGAGCCUGUUUGUGCUGUCCUCUGAAGGGAGUAGUACACACCGUUGUAGGAAAUCUUCAAUUUCUUAGCAAUUUCUCGCAUGGAAUAGCCUUCAUUUCUAAGAACAAGAAUAGACUGUCGAGUUUCAGAUGAAUGUUUUUUUUUUCUGGCCAUUUUGAGCAUUUAAUUGACCCCACAAAUGUGAUGCUCCAGAAACUCAAUCUGCUCAAAGGAAGGUCAGUUUAGUAGCUUCUGUAACGAGCUAAACUGUUUUCAGAUGUGUGAACAUGAUUGCACAAGGGUUUUCUAAUCAUCAAUUAGCCUUCUGAGCCAAUGAGCAAACACAUUGUACCAUUAGAACACUGGAGUGAUAGUUGCUUGAAAUGGGCCUCUAUACACCUAUGUAGAUAUUGCACCAAAAACCAGACAUUUGCAGCUAGAAUAGUCAUUUACCACAUUAGCAAUGUAUAGAGUGUAUUUCUUUAAAGUUAAGACUAGUUUAAAGUUAUCUUCAUUGAAAAGUACAGUGCUUUUCCUUCAAAAAUAAGGACAUUUCAAUGUGACCCCAAACUUUUGAACGGUAGUGUAUAUAUUUGUUGUACUAACUUUCUCCAGCUCUAUGAUGUCACCUCUGCCAAACUCCCUGACAAACAGUUGAUUUUAUUUUUCUAUUAUCAUAGAUUUGACUUUAUAUAAGCUAUUAAUUUGAAAAAUCGAUAUUUGUUAAAUGAGACGAUACGAUAUAUCACCAAACAAAAUAUCGCGAUACUAUGCUGUAUUGAUUUUUUUCUCCCACCCCUAAUGGAGACAUGCCGAAAACUAUUUGUUUUAGAAUUAUUUCACAAUAUUUGUUUGCUACAUAAUUCCACUUGUCUUGCUUCAUAGUUUUAAUGUUUUCAGUAUUUGUCAACAAUGUGGAGAGUAAUAGAAAUAAAGAAAAAACAGUGAGUGAGGAGGAGUCAAACUUUUAACUGGUAGUGUAUGCAUAUAUGGUUGAUCACAGUAUUUCCUAACCUGAAAAUGAAGGCCUAAUCACUUAUCCCUUUUUUAACUCUCCAAAGACAUUGAUUUUGAGGUGCUAAGGCGAGACAUGUGCUGUGAUUUGGAGAGAGACGACCUUUCCGAACUAAGGAUCAGAGACCAUCUUCGGGACGGACCGCAAACCCACCUGUCUCAUCCAGACACCAGGCCAGGUAAAACUUUCCAGAGUGGUACAUGUUCUUCUUUAAAACAACUCAACCCUUUGUAGGAUUAUCACCGAUAAUAUGUAGUGUGAGGAAAAUGAGAGAUCCUUUACAGCUUAAACUUCUUAACCAAUUGCAAUUGUUAUUUUCAUCUUUUAUUAGAUAAUCUUUCUCUGGAGGAUCUACAGUCUCUGCUCCACUCAGCCUGGUUAGGUCUUCAGCAUCUCCCCUCCCCCACCAUCUACACGACAGUCAGUUCUCUUCUGGCUUUGACCACGGGACAUCAGGACCCCAAAACUACAGCAAUGCUGCACGCCCAGUCCUUGGGCAUCACCAGCCGCCAUCGCACAAUCAGGCAUUUGGCCAGUUGUCUCAAGUAAGCACGUCAACAUGUGAAGUCAGGGUCUAUGUAUCAGUCUAUCUCAGGGAAUAUUAAUACUCUUUUACAUUACAUAAAAAAAGCAUGUUUUGAUAUCCGUGGUCAUUUUCUUUCAGAAAGUUGAGAAAGGUGUCCACGGACCUUGUAGAAAAGAUCGAUGCUCUGAACCUAGACGAAUCCAGUCCGAGCAAGUCCAAGAAUUCAAGCGAACAAAAGCUGUUUCAGUUGGAGAACAUUUUCUCCUUCCCAACUUUUGAUCCCUCCACUUUCCCCGAGAGCCACUGCGAAGAGUUUAUGAAACAGAUUGGACAACUUCCCCAAGGUAAUGCACUCUGCUACUGUAAAUACCGUCACAGAGUGUCUACAUCGAUGUUAAAAUCAUUUUCAUUGCAGAUACUUUUGCACCUGAUAAGAUACAUUUAGAUCACCUCGUGCAUCCCUUUUCUCUUGCUCAGGAGUGACGGUGUGUUUGAUGUCUGUGCUUGGAGUCAAACCUGGUGAAAUAGGUGACAGCAUCAUGCUGACACGCUUCGGGAAAGGAUCAGACCCCGUCACUGUUCACUUCCCCACCUCUAAACAGCAGGUGAAGAUGGUAAAAAAAUACUAUAAGAAAAGCUGUACACUGAGCUCAGACGGGUACAGGGAGUGCAUCACGGCUUUAGCUAAAUAGAGACACUGCUCACUUCACAGCUUUGCCAUGUUAACACAGCUAUCUUUUACCGAUAGUACAAAAUAUCUUGGCUGAAAGAGAAAAUACCUGCUGCUGCUCUGGUUUUGAUUUAAACGUAAAGUCACCUUUGAAAAUAAUAGCUGUGGAGUUUAGAAAAGAAAAAGCCGACAUCCAUCCAUAAUGGUGAACUUGCUUUGUGUUAAGACCGAUUCAAAACCUUGGUUAUCCAUGUUUGAUGUUUUUUGUCAUUUUGUGUUUCAGGUUUCAUGAUAAUGUCCAAGAAUUCUCACCAUUUUUGUCUCUUUGUGUGAUGCAGCACCCCAUAAGUUGGCUGGUGCAGGAGAUCGAUCGUAUUCAGGUGGAACAGAAAGUUGUGAGCUGCGUCUCUGAGAAAGUCAAGUGGUGGGAGGGUCGCAGGGCGCUGGACUCACGUGUUGAGGUAGGUUGUAUAAAGGCAGGAUACUUGUUGGGGGGGUCUCAGUGAGGAGCUUGACAAUCGCUGUUUUAUUUUGCUUUGGUGAAAAAUUGUCCCGUAAAAGUUCAAACUUCCCCUCGCUAUUCCAGCAACUACUGGAGGACAUUGAGGGACUGCUGGGAUGCUGGAAGAGCUUUCUUCUCCCCCUUUCUUCAGAUCCUGAAAUCUUCAAACAAGCCCGGCACCUUUGCAAAUCACUCUCUGCAAGGGGAGUAACAGUCAGUGAGGAGAUGCUGAAGGUAGAUGAUUUUUGUUUUCGCCAAAUAAAUCUUUGAGCAGAAGCAUUUGACUUUUAGUCAUGUUUCUGUUUCUAAUGCACAAGUGCAAGCAAUGACUACAAACCACAAACCUUCAUAUUGUGUGUUUCAGACUGUGCUUUCAGCUUCUUCUGUGCUCACCAAAGAAGACCUCAGACAGUUUGCUCUUGGAGUGUCUCCUCAGUGGGACAUGGAUUGUGACCAGCUUCUUCAGACAGCUGUGUCCCAGCUCACUGAGAGGAACAAGCCCCACGGUCAUGUGGUUCUCAUUCUGGACAAGGUUUCUUCAAUCACUUCUAUCAGAUAUUAAAAUGUCCCAUAUCAAGGUUUGUACGAGGUGAGACUUUUUUUCUCUCUUUUGCAGUAUCUUCAGAAGUUGCCAUGGGAGAGCAUCUCCAUCUUGAGAUCAGGCUCUGUCAGCAGGAUGCCUUCUCUGUAUUCUCUCAUUGGACUAAACAUUCAAAAAGAGGUGAGAUUAAGCUCUAUGGCUCAGACGUCACUUACCUUUUAACACACCUCUGUAGUAGUUACAUAUAUUGUUAUUUAAAUGCUCUCUUUUAGGCCGACUCUGGGUCCAUCCUGAAGUGUGGUGUAAAUACAAGGCAGGUGUUUUAUGUGCUGGACCCUGAUGCCAAUUUGGGAAACUCCCAAGAUCGAUUUAAGGAAUGGUUCAGCAGGUGAGACUAAUUCCCCCAAGUGUUUAAUUAGUAAUUUAUUUCUGUCAAGGCUUGCUUUUCUUCCAUUUAACGACAUAACUCUUCUGAUUAAAGUAAACUGGACUGGGAGGGUGUGUGUGGAGUUGCUCCUGACUUGAGUCGGCUUGAGGAGGCUGUUGCAACCAAAGAUCUAUACAUGUAAGUUGAUAUUUUACUGUUUAAAAUCAUCUUAUUUUUUAUUAGGCUCUUAGAUAAAAUACUCACUUGUUUUUAAAUAUCGCAUCAGUCUGCCUGUUAUGGACUCUGAGUCUGAAAUAGCAUUUGAAUUAAAUUGUUUGUGUCUUAGUUUUGUGGGUCACGGUGCUGGCGCUCGAUUUCUGGACAGCCAAGCAGUCCUGAAACAGCAGAUGAGAGCAGCUGCUCUGCUCUUUGGCUGCAGUAGUGCUGCUUUGGCAGUGCGUGGGGAUCAGGAAGGACAAGGCAUCAUCCUCAACUACCUCAUAGCUGGAUGGUGAGCUAUCUGUCUUAACUCCCUUGAUCAAGAGUCAGUCAGAGCCAUACUGACAGUGCACAUUUAUAUCAAGUAUUUGUAUACAGGCAGAUUCAUGAAGCGCUGACUGGUUUGAGAAAUACGAGCAAGUCACUCAAGGACUAUUACAGCAACACAGAGCAUAUUCUUGGAUUAUAUCCGUUCUCUAUAUUGUCUACAAUAGUUUCCUGUGUUUUCUUUUUCACUUCAGCCCCUUUAUUUUGGGAAACCUGUGGGAUGUCACAGAUCGAGACAUUGACCGUUUCACUAAAUCCUUGUUGGAGUCCUGGUUGUCUGCUGGUUCUGGAGCCCCCCUCCUAGAUUACAUGGGCCCAUCACGUCAGGCCACACACCUGAAACACCUCAUAGGAGCUGCACCUGUGGUCUAUGGCCUACCAGUUUACCUGCAGUAG
Messenger RNA from Xyrichtys novacula (pearly razorfish), 15672 nucleotides. The record is from the annotation of a GenBank genome assembly. Lineage: Eukaryota; Metazoa; Chordata; Actinopteri; Labriformes; Labridae.